AUGGCCCUCUACCUUACCAUGCACUACUUCGCGCGGGCGGUUAUUAGACAGAUGAUGGACAAACUAGAGGACUGGACCUGGUGUAUGGCGGGGGACGCGACGUGCCAGGCCUGCCCCUAUCGCUGGGAUUUGAUCAACGCCAAGAGCAUUGCGAUCAAGGCGUCUGGGCGGAAGCCCUGGAUGCCGAGGCUGACGGUGUGCUACCAGUGCUUCCAGCCGCAGACGAUAUACUGUGUGGCCGACCCCGAGGCGGAACAGGACACCUGCCAGUGUCCGGACAUGGUGAUGCCGCUCCGUUACGGCGCGUUCAAGAGGCCCGGACGGGAAGCGUAG
Drechmeria coniospora is the source of this 333-nucleotide messenger RNA. RefSeq lists its product as uncharacterized. The transcript has a single exon. Lineage: Eukaryota; Fungi; Ascomycota; Sordariomycetes; Hypocreales; Ophiocordycipitaceae. The record is from RefSeq and is a predicted model, not a curated record. Bases 1 to 333 code for a protein of 110 amino acids.